CUUGACCUUUUUUGGCACCGGAGGCGUAUGAGGAAGUAGAAUGAGGAAGUUGUUCGCCCACAGAAGACUUUCAACUUGUCACGACGAACAAGUACUUUUAGUGGGAAGUUAGCUACUUCUCUGCCGUGUUCUUGAAGUGUACUGAGAAGGGAGAAGCUACUGUUGGACUCCCUUGGCCAAAGAAGGAAAUCAUGGGGUGGAAAGAAGGAGUUAUCCCGCUGUUUUGUGUCGCCUGGCUCGGUCUAAUCAACGGUGUCGUAGGCACAACCCCGCCGCAGGACUGUGCGGACCUGUUCGCCGCCGGGACCCGUCAGAGCGGGACCUACACAGUCGGCGAGCCCAGUCCGUACCGGGUCUACUGUGACAUGAGCUUCCUGGGCGGCGGGUGGACCGUCCUUCAGCGCCGGCAAGACGGAUCCGUGGACUUCGCUAAGAACUGGGCUGACUACCAGCAAGGGUUCGGCGACCUGACCGGAGAGUUUUGGUUAGGGCUGGACAACAUUCACACACUAACAACGGUAAAGAGUAACAACAUUCUACAGAUUGAGCUGGAAGAUUUUGAUGGCGGUAGGAGGUACGCGCGGUACGGCAUGUUUUCAGUCGGGGACGAGAGCGGGAAUUAUGUAGUGUCCAUCUCUGGGUACAGUGGAGACGCAGGCAACAGCCUCACCAACACUGGCAAUAGAGGAAGAAGCAACAUAAACGGCAGAAUGUUCUCUACCAUAGAUCGAGAUAAUGACGGAAACACCGGAACGGAUUGUGCCUCUGUAUUCAGUAAUGGUGGGUGGUGGUAUCCACUUGGUUGUGGACAGUCGUUCUUGAACGGACGGUAUAACUGUCAUCAGAGUUCUGUCAACUGUGGUAAUUCACAGGGAGUCGUCUGGUCGAGUUGGGGAGGUGCAAGCUACUUCUUAAAGAAAACAACCAUCAUGAUCAGGCCUGCUGACUUUACAGGGUCAAAUGUCCCCGACGACUGUGCCGACCUCUACGAAGCUGGGAUCAUAGAAAGUGGAGUCAACGCCGUCAGCGAUCCCCGCGCCUUCGUCUACUGCGACAUGAUGAAGUCAGGCGGCGGGUGGACCGUGUUCCAGCGCCGCCAGGACGGGUCCGUGGACUUCGCUAAGAACUGGGCAGACUACCGGCAAGGUUUCGGCGACCUGACAGGAGAACACUGGCUUGGACUGAACAAGCAGAACCAAAUUACGGUACAGAAGACGUACAGUUUGCGGGUAGAUUUGGAAGAUUGGGAAAGUCAAUUUAGAUAUGCCACGUACAGUAACUUCGGUGUUGGAAGCAGCAGUACGGACUAUCAGGUCAGCAUCAGUGGCUACUCUGGUGAUGCCGGAGACAGUCUCACAAGCGGUGGCAGUCGUUUUAACAUCAAUGGUAUAAGGUUCACGACAUCAGACGACAACAAUGGGCCCAAUAGUAAUAACUGUGCAAGUAGCUUUGGUGGAGGUGGAUGGUGGUUUCCAGAUAGCUGCGGGUAUGCCCUCCUGAACGGGCGGUACAACGACUCGGGAAGUGCACAGGGGGUUAACUGGCAAAAAUGGAGAGGUUACGGGUACUCUCUAAAGAUGUCGUCACUGAAAGUAAGGCCAGCAAGCUUUUCGGUUCCAAGCCAACCAUUGAAUGUUGAAGUAAACAACGUGGGAAACUGCGCCUGCCUAUCUGGUAGGAUAACAGAUAAAGCCUCGGUGACAGUCAGUUGGGGCCAACCAGCAUCACCCAAUGGACAGAUUGUGGGAUACCACCUCUCCUACAGCACAGACGGCCAAAGUGAAACGCUUCAGACAUUUACUACAAAUGACGUUACACAGCAAAUCAACAACCUUCAGUUGCAAUCAAAAUACACUCUAACGGUUACUGCUUAUAAUUCCCUUUUCAAUGGGACUGGAAGUGAAGUUGCGACUAUGACGACGAACGAAGGCUCUCCGCCCCCUCCUCUUAUGAUUCCUGAAGUUCCGCAAGAUGAAAUCACAUCGUCAUCUUUCAAAAUGGACAUUCAGCGGGCGUCGUCGGAGAAUGGCCCAAUCUGUUGCUACCAGAUCAUCGUGGUACCCAUGACAUCAGAAGAGACCCUUGACACGCUCAGGUCCAUUGGUCUCAGAGAGAACACAGUACUGACCAGUGAAACUACCGACAUAGCCGCUGGACGUCGUGAUUUACCUUAUGUAGCAGAUGCAUUCUCAAGUGAAGAGUUUAGCAGCUCGAUAACAGUAGGUAACGAACAACGUUGUGAAAAUGACUGCUGCAACAUCGGGCCAACAGGUCACCCAGACGGCAAUGUGUACAACAAGGCCCUGAGGCCAAACACCAUGUACACAGUGACAGUCCGGGCAUUCAGUGUGUGUUCAAACGGAAGACGGAAGAGACAGGCAGCAUCUGCGGGAUCGGAUACGUUCACCUCCAGUGAAUUCAUAGAACCACAGCAGACAGAAUCUGGUGGUGGUGGUCCGGAACCUGUUACCAGUGUUGCUGGCCCGGUGGUGGGAGGUAUCGUUGGUGUGGUUGCUGUAGCGGCCAUAGUAGCAGGCGUCAUCAUUGGAAGGAGAAAGUGCCCCUUACUAAGGAAGAGAGAUUCUAUGGGUGGAUCAUCAUCGUCUUCUGGUGUACGUGGAAUUGACAACCUGGCUCAGCUGGAAAACCUGGCCCCAGAUGAGGACCCGGAUCAUGCAAAACCUCCCGUCGCGCCAAGAAAACCAGAACCCAAAAGGCAUGGAGCGGCUGCUGCCAAAGCUACAGCGGCCUCAGCGUCUGUUCGAGACUACAAACAACCUGUUCCUGUCGAGUGCCUGGAGCACGAGUUUAACAGGAGACACGCAAACGACGACCAACUGUUCACUGAGGAAUAUAAGGCACUUCCAGACAAUCUCGGGAUGGCGCACGCUAAAGCGUAUUUAAAGAAAGCAAACGGAGAGAAGAACAGAUUCAAGAACGUGAUCGCCUAUGACAAUAACAGAGUGGUGCUCACUCCUGUUGAGGGAGAUCCCGACUCGGACUACAUCCACGCGUCUUACAUUGAUGGCUACAAAGAGGAGAGGAAGUUCAUUGCAGCUCAGGGUCCCAAACCAAACACUGUUCACGACUUUUGGCGGAUGAUGUGGGAGACCGGAUCUACCGUCAUCGUUAUGGUUACAAACUUGGAAGAAAAGGGCAAGAUUAAAUGUACCAAGUACUGGCCUGACUCCGGGGAUGAAGUGUACGGCCAGAUCAGCGUGACUUUGGCGGAGACUAUCCCGAUGGUCUACUACGUCUCCAGGGUCUUUCUAGUGUCAAAGGGAGAGGAAAAGAAACGGAAGAUCACACAGUUCCAGUUUUUGGGGUGGCCCGACUUUGGAGCCCCGAGGAACCCCGCCGAGCUGCUCAAGUUCCACCAGAAGGUCAUGACCUCCAUCACGUCACGUGAACGCCCCAUCGUUGUCCACUGCAGUGCUGGUGUUGGCCGUACGGGAACGUUCAUCACUAUGGACACCAUGUUGGAAAUGAUGGCGGAGGAGGGGAAGGUGGAUGUGUUCGGGUUUGUGUCGAAGACUCGACAGAGCCGGAGUCAGAUGGUGCAGGCCGAGGCCCAGUACAUUUUCAUCUACCGCGCCCUCCUGGAGCAGUAUCUGUACGGGGACACGGAGGUGGAGGUAGCCAGCAUCCACCGGCAUCUUCAGAACCUCAAGAGCGAGGAUGAAGACUCUCAUAAGACUGGUCUCGAGAUGGAGUUUGAGAAGCUCACCAGUAUUCCGAUCGACAAGGCUAACAUGCGCAACGGCAACCUGCCUGAAAACAUCUCCAAGAACAGGUUGCUCCAGGUCCUACCAUACGACACAUCUCGAGUUUUCUUGCUGCACAAGACAGGAGUGACAGGAUCAGACUAUAUCAACGCGUCCUUUAUCGACGGUUACCGUGAGAAGGACGCGUACAUCGCCACGCAGGGCCCGCUGGACCGGACUGUGGAGGACUUCUGGAGGAUGGUGUGGGAGUGGAACUCCUGCUCUAUCGUCAUGCUGACGGAAUUACAGGAGAAACAACGGAGUACAUGUGCACGGUACUGGCCAACGGAGGGGUCCAAGACAUACGGGGACCUCACGGUCAGGCUGGACGACACGGGCGAGUUUGGGGACUUCACGCGCCGUACAUUCUCAUUGGAGGAUGGAAAGGGUGAAAAGAGUCGCACUAUUCACCAGUUUCACUUCCACGCAUGGCCGCAGUACGGCGCUCCUGACAACGCUGCCGGAAUCAUCGACCUGAUUGGUCAGGUUCAAAAGCAACAGCAACUGUCUGGCAACGGACCAAUCACCGUACACUGCAGUUCUGGCGCAGGCCGCACGGGGACGUUCUGCGCCAUCAGCACAGUUCUGGAGCAGGUGAAAACAGAGGGAACCUGUGACGUCUUUCAGACUGUCAAGGCUUUGAGACAGCAGCGACCCCACAUGGUGCAGACCAUUGACCAGUACCAGUUCUGUUACCAGGCAAUUGUGGAGUACCUGGACAGUUUUGACCACUACUCAAACUUUUCCUAGAUAGUGUGUGUAAUAUAGACUUCACUGACUAUAUACAAUGCACUCAGCAAAAUUGUUACAAAUUUUGCUAUGCUUGAGGUUCACUUGUGCUGGGUAGGACCUAUUAGGCCAUGUUGAUUUGAUUAUAUGGAUGACAUCCUCUGGGAACCCCAAAACUGAUGCAAGCGCGCGAAUGAAAAAAAAAAGUUU
This is a messenger RNA of Branchiostoma belcheri (Belcher's lancelet), 4703 nucleotides long. RefSeq names its product receptor-type tyrosine-protein phosphatase alpha-like. Gene Ontology annotation, molecular function: protein tyrosine phosphatase activity; protein binding. The transcript is spliced from 27 exons. NCBI's taxonomy places the organism in Eukaryota, Metazoa, Chordata, Leptocardii, Amphioxiformes, Branchiostomatidae. The coding region runs from base 192 to 4514 and encodes 1440 amino acids. The record is from RefSeq and is a predicted model, not a curated record. Gene Ontology annotation, biological process: protein dephosphorylation.